AUGAAGGUUCUUCCAACUUUGGCACUGCUUGCCACUUGCUUUGCUCCUGCUAAAGCAGCAACAUGCGACCCUUCUGUUCAGGAAGUGAAAACUAUUCCGUACACUAUCAUCGGAGAGACACUCAACUUUGAUAUCGGUUACCUUCCUGACGCAAUCUCGGACGUCACGAUUACUGCCGAGUUUCUAGGAGAUUUGAAUGCAGUUGUUUCCGCCGAUGUCCAGUUGGGGGCGUCCACGAAUAUCUGUUCGCUGGCCGAUAGUGAAGAUUCUCCGCCAUUGCUUGGCCUUGGUGUUGGCCUGAAAGCAAAAUGUGACAAAGAUUCCAAGACCGUUACGAUCUCGGCAGAGGUUUUCAAUCAAGAUCAUUCCACCAUCAGCAUGGCGAUUGACGCAAAACUUGGAGUUACUUCCUUCCUUUGCGCUGACAAUAUGGGUACAAUCACGAUUUCUUACUUGAAAGAUUGUUCAGCUUGCAUCCCUUCUGUUCGGGAAGUGAAAACUAUUCCGUACACCAUAAUUGGAGAUACGCUGAACUUUGAUAUCGGUUACCUUCCUGACGCAAUCUCGGACGUCACGAUUACUGCCGAGUUUCUAGGGGAUUUGAAUGCAGUUGUUUCCGCCGAUGUCAAGCUGGGGGCGUCCACGAACAUAUGUUCGCUGGCCGAUAGUGAAGAUUCUUCGCCAUUGCUUGGCCUUGACCUUAGCCUUGAAGCAAAAUGUGACAAAGAUUCCAAGACCGUUACGAUCUCGGCAGAGGUUUUCAAUCAAGAUCAUUCCACCAUCAGCAUGGCGAUUGACGCAAAACUUGGAGUUACUUCCUUCCUUUGCGCUGACAAUAUGGGAACAAUCACGAUUUCUUACUUGAAAGACUGUUCAGCUUGCGUCCCUUCUGUUCAGGAAGUGAAAACUAUUCCGUACACCAUAAUUGGAGAUACGCUGAACUUUGAUAUCGGUCAUCUUCCUGACGCAAUCUCGGACGUCACCAUUACUGCCGAGUUUCUAGGAGAUUUGAAUGCAGUUGUUUCCGCCAAAGUACAGUUGGGGGCGUCCACGAAUUUAUGCACUCUUGCCGACAGUGCCGCAUUGGUUGACCUCGACCUUAGCCUUGAAGCAAAGUGUGGCAAGGAUUCCAAGACCGUUACGAUCUCAGCCGACGUUUUCAAUCAAGAUCAUUCCACCAUUAGUAUGGCGAUUGAUGCAAACCUAGGAGUCACCUCCGUCCUUUGCGCUGACAAUAUGGGAACAAUUUCGAUUUCUUACUUGAAACAAUGCCAUUCCUGCGUCCCUUCAGUUCAAGAGGUGAAAACAAUUCCUUACAACAUCAUUGGACAGACUUUGAACUUCGAUUUUGGUUACCUUCCUGACGCAGUCUCGGACGUCACGAUUACUGCCGAGUUUCUGGGAGAUUUGAAUGCAGUUGUUUCCGCCAAUGUCAAGCUGGGGGCGUCCACGAAUAUAUGCACUCUUGCCGACAUUUCCGCAUUGGUUGACCUUGACCUUAGCCUUGGUGCAAAGUGUGACAAGGAUUCCAAGACCGUUACGAUCUCGGCAGAUGUUUUCAAUCAAGACCAUUCCAUCAUAAGCAUUGCAAUUGACGCAAAACUUGGAAUCACAUCUUUUCUUUGCGCGUACAACAUGGGGACAAUUUCGAUUUCUUACUUGAGAGCUUUGGAUGAAGACUGUGCAUUGCCUGAGCCACCUGUCGCAGCUCCUGUUGUGCCUCUUGUUGUAGCUCCUACUCGCAGCCAAACCGGUGGAGAUCCUCACUUUACUACCUGGAAAAACGAACACUUUGAAUACCACGGCCAGUGCGAUCUCGUCUUGGUCCAUGAUGCCAACUUUGCUGACGGACUUGGGUUGGACAUUCAGAUCCGUACCAAGAUUGUUCGCUACUGGUCCUACAUCAAGACCGUUGCCAUCAACAUUGGCAAUGACAUUCUCGAGAUUGAAGGUUCCGCGAAUGUUGAAGAUGCCGAGGCUCACUAUUGGUUCAACCUUGAGUAUCAAGGCGAGCUUGACACUUUCGCUGGCUUCCCCGUUACCCAGAAGCUUCCAUCCGUCUACAAGCGUCAUUACAGUAUUGAUUUGAGCUCCAAGUACCCAGGAGCUUCCAUCGACAUCCUCCUAUACAAGGAAUUUGUCCGAGUCCAAUUCAAAGGAGACGAGUCCGUCUAUGGCAACACAGUUGGUCUUCUUGGAGACGCCAAGACUGGAAAGACCCUUGCUCGAGAUGGAGCCACUGAAAUGAACAACUUUGUUGAUUUUGGAGAUGAGUGGCAAGUCUUGCCAAGCGAACCAAUGCUCUUUCACAAAACGGCACAUCCUCAAUUUCCAGAGCUUUGCGUCAAGCCCGAGGAUCCACGUGGACAGCGCAAGCGUCGUUUGGGCGAGUCGAAUAUCUCCAUUGAACAAGCGGAAGCCGCCUGUGCCACUUUGAAGGAUCCUCUCACCAUCAAGGACUGUGUGUAUGACAUCUUGGCCACUCAAGACAUGGACAUGGUUGGUGCCUUUUAG
Messenger RNA from Cylindrotheca closterium, 2514 nucleotides. Lineage: Eukaryota; Bacillariophyta; Bacillariophyceae; Bacillariales; Bacillariaceae. The record is from the annotation of a GenBank genome assembly.